GGAAGGUUAGUUACAGUUUAUUUUUCGGGAAAUGCAAUCCAGACCCCCAUACUGUGAUUAACGAUCAGUUUAUUUGUGCGUGAAUAUGUAUUAAAGUCAGUUUUCCUUUUGCCUUUAUUUUAAUGCUUUAGUGAAAAGGUGUUUUUGGUUUUAUUUGUUUAUACUUACUUUUAAGUUCACGGACAACAAAAGAUUCCUACAUAACGUUAGAUAUCCGGAAUGGCAGAAGAAGAGGACGAUACGGGGUUUGAUGAAGACAUUGAAGAUGGUGGAAUUGGAGCUGAGGGAGGCCAUGGGAAGAGAAAGAGGCUUUUUUCUAAAGAACUUCGAUGCAUGAUGUAUGGAUUUGGUGAUGAUCAAAAUCCAUACACGGAGUCUGUGGAUAUUUUGGAGGACCUUGUGAUAGAAUUUAUCACAGAAAUGACACACAAAGCGAUGUCAAUUGGACGUCAAGGUCGGGUGCAAGUGGAAGACAUUGUAUUUCUUAUUAGAAAAGAUCCACGGAAAUUUGCCAGAGUUAAGGAUCUCCUAACGAUGAAUGAAGAACUGAAACGGGCUCGCAAAGCUUUUGAUGAAGCAAAUUAUGGAUCAUAAACACAAGCUUCUGCAUUGCUUUCAAAUGUAUGUUGUAUUUAAUGUUUGUUCCCUUAUGUUUAUUAAGAUUAAAUACAAUUUUGAUCAUUGUGUAUUGUGUAAUUUAACUGAGCUUUGUAUCAAACUCUUGUGAGAGCAUAAUUAGACACAUGAGGUUAUUUGUUUUCCAGCUGAGUGCCAUGGAUGUUGUUCCAUUCUCCUUCACCAUUGCUGAAUGCUACAGACCAGUCCCAAGGUUUUGCAGCCGUGUUUUUUUUUUUACGGAGAAGUGCUUUGUACCAAUAAAUUUCUGCCUAAAUCAAUGGA
Molecule: messenger RNA, 900 nt
Organism: Brienomyrus brachyistius
Lineage: Eukaryota; Metazoa; Chordata; Actinopteri; Osteoglossiformes; Mormyridae
Gene: taf13
Product: TATA-box binding protein associated factor 13
Exons: 4
Coding region: 220-594 (124 amino acids)
Biological process (GO): transcription by RNA polymerase II
Cellular component (GO): transcription factor TFIID complex
Molecular function (GO): protein heterodimerization activity
Source: RefSeq, a predicted model, not a curated record